AUGGCACAAUGCCAUGCUUCUGUGCUCGACCUCGAGGACGCUAUCGAGUCCAUCUUUCCUUCAGAGAGCCACCAGCACUGCCAGCUCCCUGCAUCCUGCUUUGAGUUUGCGCCGCAAGUAGACCUGGGGCUUCUGCUGCGCUGGGAGGACGACGAGGCUUCUUCGAAUGAUAUGUACCUGAUGGCCAAGGACGAGUGUGCGGAGAGGCAAUACGACAACAGCGACUGCUCGUCUGCUCAGAGUCAGUCGCCCGUUCAAAUCCACCCCGAGCCCUUGCUGGACAACGUCCCAAAAUAUCGCAGGCAAAAGAAGCGUCAGGCCAAGAUCCAAGGGAGCGUUCAGAUGCGUUGGAGCAAGGAGGAGCAUAAUCGUUUUUUGGAGGGAGUUGCAAGGUUCUGCCCGUAUGCGGAGCUUUCACGAUCAGGAGACGGAGAGGGCAGAGUUUUUGUGGGGCUUGGUCCGGGGAUUGCUCAAGCCAUUGCGUGCGUGGUUGGGACGCGAACAGAGCUGCAGGUUAGAUCGCAUGCGCAGAAGUAUUUCUUAAAGGAAAGCUCUCGUCGAAGCAACUGA
Molecule: messenger RNA, 570 nt
Organism: Guillardia theta CCMP2712
Lineage: Eukaryota; Cryptophyceae; Pyrenomonadales; Geminigeraceae
Exons: 1
Coding region: 1-570 (189 amino acids)
Source: RefSeq, a predicted model, not a curated record